Messenger RNA from Morone saxatilis (striped sea-bass), 6103 nucleotides. RefSeq names its product centrosomal protein 295 (gene cep295). The transcript has 30 exons. The record is from RefSeq and is a predicted model, not a curated record. Gene Ontology annotation, biological process: regulation of centriole replication. Gene Ontology annotation, cellular component: cytosol; centrosome; centriole. The coding region runs from base 254 to 6016 and encodes 1920 amino acids. Lineage: Eukaryota; Metazoa; Chordata; Actinopteri; Moronidae.
CGGCGGGCAGUUUAAACCACCGGAUGUGACGUUUAGGAGAAAACGUUGAGGUUGGCAUGGAUUUCUGAUCACAAACAAAACUCCGGAGGAUCGAUUCAACCCGGUUCAACAUUUACCUGAUCAAUAAAUCCUCGUCAGUUUAACGUUUUAAAGUGGCGAUGGUAGCGGAGGCAUUUGACCGACGCACGGACGCUAGCAGCGUGGCUAACGGAGGAGCUAACUGCUGAAUCUGAAUCUGAAUCUUUGAUGUGAAAUGAAGAGAAAAGUGUCUCAGUUAAGGCUCAGCCCGAACGAGGAGGCGAGGUUAAUACGGGAGGAGCACGAACGGAGGAGAAAGCUGCGGAUACAGCAGGUGCGGGAGCAGCAGCGGUACUUUGCGCUGCAGAUCCGCAGAGAGGUCGAGCAGAGACGUCAGCGUGAGUUGGAGCAGCUCGGGGAGGAGCUGAGGGAGGACUGGGAGCGACAGCAGAGGGAGAAACUCCACACGCUGCAGAAAUUAUACCAGGAGAGCCUCCAGCUUCUCGGUCAGGGCCAUAGGAGUGCAAAAGAAAACGAACCCGACUUGGCAGCCAUAGCUCAGAGGAAGGAGGAGAAUCACACCAAAGCAGAGGAGCGUUUUCGAGAAGCCCUGAUUGAGCUCAAAUCCCAGAGGCUUAAAGACCAUGAGAGGCAAAGCCGAUCCAUCAACGCCAGGAGGAAGGCACUACAGGCAGAAAAGGAAAGAUCAGCAAAAGUGGCCAGCCUCCCACCGCCACCCCCAAACCCCAUUCAGAACAUCGAUUCCAAGAAGCCACAAGUCGUAAAGAAAUCUGAUGUGAGUGCCUUCGCUGCCACGCAUUACCACAUGCCUGAAAGCACCGUGGACAGAGAGGUAGACACAAAUCAGCCUAACGCCCAUGAAGGAGCUGAGCUGGAGCUGAGGAGACUGCAGGACUUACAGAAGGAAGAAAUGAGGAGGAGAGAGGAGCAGCUUGAGAAGGCUCAUCUCAGAGGGAAGCAGGCUCUGAGGAGGGAACAUCUCGUGCAGGAUCGCAACCGCUUGCUUAAUGAACUGGAGCACAUGCAGCAGACAGACCUGCUGAGGAGGAGACAGCAGGUGUCACAGAUGCCUCCUCAGAUCUUCCAGCCUCUCUGUAAGAGACAGGAGACAAGGGAGGACUUCCAGAGGGAGAUGGAGUUUGCCUUUGAGGACAUGUAUACUGGAGAGAGGAGGGUUAAAGGUGACCUGGUAAUCCAGUUGGUACCGGAGCCUCUGCCAGCCCUGUCCACGGGCAGCCAAGACCAAGAGCUGGACGUCACACUGGAUGAAGUCCCCACACCGGGAACAGAAGACACGCAACAAGAAGCCAGAAUCACUGAGCAGGAAACAUCUGCUGAAGCGGAGCCCUCCAGACCUGCUCCUAGACGAGCGUUGAGGAAACUCCUGGAUCGUAUCAGGAGCCAGAGGACCCAGUGGACUGACAGCAAAAGUCGCGUUUCUGCAGCCGAUUCACAGACCGCCAUCACCGAUCAGAUCCCAGAGCGGGACACAACCAUCGACACAGGCUCUCUGACCAGCGAGGAGAAACUGUCCUCCACUGAGCGCCUUGAGCCUGCCCACUCACCACCUGCGUUGGAAAGGACAGAGAGGUCAACUGCGGCAGAUACUCUACUUCCUGAUGUACUUGCCAACAGAAUCCAAGAGUUUACAGAAGAACGGAGGAAACGGGAAGAAGAGCUCGAGAGGGAGAAGCAGCAGCAGGUGGUUUUGCUGCAGGAGUUGGAAGAGCAGAAGGCCAAAUUGGAGCAGAUGCUGCUUGAGGCUCAGCAGGAGAGAGAACAUCUGAAGGCUGCUGUGACCCAGGAAGUACCUGUUAACCAACCAGAAGUACCGGUCCAUGACCAGGAAGUCACCUCCGUCACCUCCGUUACCUCUAGUCUAGCCACCGAGCUGGUGCCUCCUCCAGGUGAAGAUGACCACACCAGAAGGAUUCGAGAAUAUCAACAGCGACUGCUGGAACAAAACAGAAUACACCAGAGAUCAGUGGAAGUGGCUCGCCAGCGCCUGGAAGAAUACCAGCGAGCUCUGCAAAUUCGGUACAAUAUGACCGCCACAACGUUGCUGCCUCCAGGCCUCAUUCACUCACCUCUGCACAGUACUCGACCUGUACAUCUUCCAACUUCUCUGCAACUCCCUACCACUCCUGCAGUGCCUGCAUACAACCAUGCCAAACCACAAACCUCUGAAGUUCCCACAAGAGAGUCUAACAUGUUGGCUUCACUUCUCCAUCUUCCUGGCUCCAGUUUGAGGGUUCGCUCCAGGUUGCUGCCAGAUGAAGUGGAAUCUAUUUCGAACAGCCCCAGGAACCAGAGACCAGAUGUCACUCCCUGGCUGACCGAUAAUAUAAUGGAGAGAGUGACAGAGCACCUUCCAGAAGGCGUGAGACCCUUCCUGGCCACCAAAGAGCCAGUGCCUUACAAACAGUUCACAACACAUCACCCAGCAAGCAUCCCACUCCAGCCAACCUCUGAUCCCAUCCAAGUAAUUAGCUCGAGAAUAACAGAUGGUGCACCUCUGGUUCUGGGCCGUGCAGCAGUUAGGCUACAGGGCUCCUUGCAGACUGAGUCCCUGAGCUCCAGAGAGGACGACAUGGAGAGGCAGAGACGGGAGCUGCUGGAGGUUCAGAGACGGGAGGUUCAGAGACGGGAGAUUCAGCGAAGAGAGCUGCUGGAGGUUCAGCGACGGGAGCUUCAGGAGGUUCAGAGACGGGAGCUUCAGGAGGUUCAGAGACGAGUGCUGGAGCAGAGGGAGGCAGUGAUGCUGCAGCAGAGGCAACAAGAAGAGGAGAGGAAGAGACAGGAAGUGGAGAUGGAGCAGAUGAGGCGACAAAAGGAGGCUUUGCAGGCUCUGAUUCAUACUGAUGCACAACCACAGCCAGUUCCAGAGGCUGCCAGUGAAGUGUUGGUUUCAGACAACGGUCAGACCCGCCUCAAAUUACUUGCGUGCCUGCUGAAAGCUAUUGAGGAGACUAAUGGAGGAACUUUAUCACACCUAGAAGACCCUCAGGAGAACGAUGGCUCCCCUCAACCGCCGUCUAACAGUAGUGAAACAGAUCCGAUCUCUCAGAGCAAUGUUCCUGCUGGACCUUCCCCAUCGUUUGUCCUCCCUUCAGCACUCCUUCCUCCUCCUCGAGCAGGAAAGCCUCCGGUGACCCGUGUCAGGCUGGGCGUCAUGGAGCUGAUGACUGAACAACAUGAGCUCAGUGCUAUUCAAGAGGUGGAGUCGCCAGGCAACACCAGCCAAGUCACAGGCCUGGAUGAAACUAUGAAGGUUCCUUCACAUACUGCGGACUGGGAUCCACAGGAGGAAUCUGAAUCAUCUGUGGCCUCUGAUGCAACUCUGCAGACACCCUCUUGGUCCAGCAGUGGGCAGCAAACUGUUGAAAGACUAACUGACCAUGAGAGACGGCUGAUGAGGGCUGGAACAUCUCCAGAAUCCUCCCAGUCUGAUUCAGUGCUGAGGAUAAUGUCACCGCUUUCCUCCGACUCUGGGAGAGGAGCUGACUACUCUGGUCCUGCAAUCACAAGCUACAGAUCCCCCACAGAGUCUGCAUGUAGGCCUCCUGAUUUUGACUGUCUCUCCUCCACCACCAUCUCCACGGGCAGCUACGUCACCACUGAUCCUGAGCAGAAUGUAAACACAGUUAAAUCCCCGGACCUCAGACGUUGUGUGGAACCAGGACAAGGAGCAGAUUGUCUCAAUGUCUCCUCUCCGUCCAGUCAGAGCUCCAGUAUUAAGGACAGCUCUGGCUGUCGGUCAGGUGCGGCUGUAGGCGAUCUGUUUAACGACAGCAGCAUCCAGCGCAUUAUAGACAAAUACACAAAGGAGCUUAACAUCUCCCUCAGCACCACUGGGAAAACCACAGACAGUGAAGGCUCAUAUGUGGAUGAACCUGACCCUUCAGUUCCUCUGCAGUCUUUGGUUCGAGCCCCGGAGAGGAGAGAGGACAAUGAAAGCUCUUCAGCUCGUCAAUCACUUCCCUCAGACACAGCAGGGACACACAGGACAGACCUGGAAUGGGACAAUAAAGUCAAUCCAGUCCUGGAGCACCUCUCAGGUGAGGACCCAUCCCUGGCCGAGGACUCUUUCAGACCCCUGAUUGGCCAGCUGGCAGACCAGUCCUCCUGUUUGGCUGCUGACCAUAGGGACUUGGCCAUGGAGCAGCUGGUUGGUCAACCAUCAGCGCACUCGUCUCUGAUCGGUCAGUUACCAGGUCUGCCGGUUUCAGUGAGUUUGGAUCAAGCUGGAUGGGAUUCCACUCUGAGUCGGAUGAUCGGUCGACUCUCCCAUCAGUCCAGCUCACACUGGCUGAGUGGUGGACGCGACUUUUAUGCGGGUCAGCUGAUGGCUCAGAUGGCGUCGGAGCAGUCGACCACAUGGUUGGAGGAAGGUCCAGAGGGGAGCCGGAUGAGACCGCUGGUUGGGGAGCUGGAUGAGUCUGCUGGCCAGCACAGUGGAAGCUCAGGUGAAAGAACCCACGUGGAUCUUGGUGUUUCGACUGAGGCCAGCGUGCAGUCAUACCCAGCGUUGCCUCCUGAAGCCUCGUCACACAGUUCUUCUGUCCCGGGUGUGAGUCCACACGCACAAGACCAGACGCUGCAGAGCCAAACCAGUCUAAUGGACCUGGGCCCCGAGAGGAGUGAAGUCUUUCCAAGCUCGGACUCAUUCCACCCGUUACUGGCUGAAGUCACCCACAACGAAACAGCAGACGCCUGCAUGACCUUUCACCUGCCCGUACACGAUGUGCCAAACUCUCCUGAAGGACAGUCAGCCAGCUGGGAACGCAGCGUCUCCACAACUUCUGAAGAGUUUGAAACCCCCGACGGUCCUUCUGUUGAGUCUGAACCGUCUCCUGAGCGACUUAGAACAGAGGAGCCGUCCAGCUGCGUGACUGCUUCCCACGCCUUACACGAAUCUGCCUCCCAGCUCAUCACCUCCCAGUACCACCCCCAGGAGUCUGACGUGGAGAUAACCGCACAGAGUCUGUCAAAUCUAACCCUGUGUGAUGAUGCUUCUACUCCCAGCAUGCCGCAGACAGACGUAGGAGACAGAAGCUGCAUUUCUGAGAGGCAUGAAGUCCCAUUCAGCGACCUUUGUGUUGGAGAACUGAAGUCUGAGCAGGGUUCAAACCUGCGGAGUGCUGUUCCUAACUCAGAGGAGAUACUGGAAGCUGCCAGUGAGAAGGGGAUCCUGGAGCAGUCAGAUAUAACGCUAGUGAGCCUGACUGACACCACGCUGCAGGACCAAGAGACAACGACCACUGAUGAAGAGGGAGUUUGGGAAGACCAACAUCCAGAUGUGGUUGUGGUGGAGGAAGGACAGAAAGGCCAAGAGACAGAGGGGUCAGAAUCCACAUUGUUACAGGAUGAGACUCCACAGGACAAGGACCAAACGGAUGCAGUGAUGCUCCUGGAGUUUCAGUGGGGUCCUAUCAGAGCCACGCGGGAGGUCAACCAGCAGAAGCGCACAGCUCUGCUCCAGAGAUCAUCCCGCAGGGUGGAAGACAUCAAGGCCAGACGGGCUCUUGCCAAGAUGCUGCCUGAGAGCCGAGCUCCAUCUGAAGCCGGAGAGCAGUCUGAAGCUAAGGGCUCUCAACCAGUCACCUGUAAGGCAAAGACAAAGUCAGAACCUCAACAUAACAUUAACACCAAGUCAAAGGGAGGACAGACUCAGCAGCAACAAACUACUGACAAAUCUGGCUUCAUCAAGCAGAAAAAGACCCAGCUUCCCCCUCCAGUGAGCGAAUCCAGGCUGAAACGAGUGGACGAGAUGAAGAUCUGCCCGCCGGAGAAAAGGAAACUAGAUGUUACUGAGAUGCACCAGAGAACUCAAAGGCUGUAUGAGCGGCUGGAGGAGGUGAAGCAUCAGAAGGCAAUCAGGAGCAGACAGGAGGCUUACGCAAAAAACAGACUGAAGGCCAAAGAAUUCCACAUGAAAACGUUACAGAAACUUCGUACCAAACAGACUCCGCAGUGACUUUGAAUAUGUUCUGCUUUUACUUUUGUAAAAAAUUAAGUUAUUUUGUAGUUUUAUCAAUAAAGCAUUUUAAGUUAUUUGAAUCUA